GACGAGGCGGCAAUGCGAGGUCCCCACUCUUUCCUUCUCGUACAAAAUUUCCUCUUCCUUCCCGUUAGUGGUUGUAUGUCGGCUCUUUAAUAACACAAGAAACCGCCGCUUUAGAGUCAGAUAAAAACCCGAUGGUCUCCAGACGUGUCGAGGGAAGGAGCCCUGCCUCGUGUGUGUUUUCUCCCGGCGCGCUCGAAUCUGCGCGAGGAUGGUGAAACCUCGGAGGGUGCGAGGGCGCGCUCCGGGCAGGUGGCUGGGGCGGCAGGCGACGUCGGGACCGGCCUCGCGAGGAGCUUUUCCCCACGUUUUCAGCGGAUCGGGGGUCUUCCAGACGGAAGCCCUCUCGGUGGUGAGCGAGGACCAGUCCGUUUUCGACACCGCCUACCCCUCUCACAUGAUGAAGGCGGAGAUGACCUCGCCAGGGGGCUUCAGCCAGGGGUCCAAAGAGAGCCCCGAGUCUGUGGAGCCGGAGUGGAUCAGCCAGGGAGGCCGGUUGGUGAAGAGAGAGGGGGAGCAGGUCAACGGCUCCAGCAGGGAAUCCCCCGUUGACUGCAGCGUCACCAAAAGGACCCGGAUCGCCAACAGCACAGAUGGGAACCAUCUCAUUUACCAGAACUCUUACCCAGAGCAGAGGUCCAGCCCGCAGAACACGGCGGUCAGCAGCAACAACGACGAGAAGAGAGUCAUCGUCCCAGCAGAUCCGGAAGUGUGGACGCAGGACCACGUCAGGCAGUGGGUGGAGUGGGCCAUCAAGGAAUACAGCCUGGUGGAGGUGGAGGUGUCCUUGUUCCAGUCCAUCGAUGGCAAGGCGCUCUGCAAGAUGACCAAGGAGGACAUGAUGCGCCUGACGUCGGCCUACAACACAGACGUGCUGCUCUCGCACCUGAAUUACCUCCGGCAGAGUAGCCCCACGUUCUCAUACUCCACAACCACAGCCAACACACAGCCACAGCCACGGCUUCAGGUUAAAGCAGAAAAUACCUUUGAGGAGAUCAGGAGAAACAACUGGCAAUCUCCAAUAACUGCAGUGCAGAAAGGCUCUCCCACACAGAUCCAGCCCAACACCCGAGUAACAGAACCCUCUCCACGCCAUGUUCCAGAUCCUUACCAAGUCCUGGGACCCACAAGUAGCCGACUGGCCAACCCAGAGAGUGCACUGCCACACCACAAGACAAGAACAGGCAAACACGAAACGUACAAGCUCGUUGACUCCAGCACUCACAGGAUUGUGGGUUCUGGGCAGAUCCAGCUGUGGCAGUUCCUGCUGGAGCUCCUGUCCGACAGCAACAACUCGGCCUGCAUCACCUGGGAGGGCACCAACGGGGAGUUCAAGAUGACCGACCCGGACGAGGUGGCCCGGCGCUGGGGGGAGAGGAAGAGCAAGCCCAACAUGAACUACGACAAGUUGAGCCGGGCGCUGCGCUACUACUACGACAAGAACAUCAUGACCAAGGUGCACGGCAAGCGCUACGCCUACAAGUUCGACUUCCAGGGCAUCUCGCAGGCCCACCAGAACCACGGCAACGAUUCCGGGGUGUUCAAGUACCCCGCCGAGGUCCCCUACGUCCAGACGUACCACAGCCACCAGCCGAAAGUGAACUACAUUGGGACGCACAGCUCCCCCAUGCCUGUCACCUCUGGGAGUUUCUUCGGACCUCCGUCGCCUUACUGGAACUCCGCGACCGGCACCAUUUACCAGAGUCCGGCCGUGCCCAGGCUGCCCGGCACCCACGUCUCCUCGCAUCUCGGCACCUACUACUGAGCCGCGGAGACGCAGUUUGUUUGCGUCCCCAGCCGAACGGACGAGCUCCUCUCUGACUGCGCUCUUUCCCGCCAGACCGGAUCGCGAGAUGUCUUUGCCCCCGGGGGGGGGGGAGAUGAGCUCCGGCCCGCCCACCCGCCAAGGGGGCGUGUCUCUCCCCCGCGCGCCCGGAUUGGCGGGAGUCACAUCAAGGAAACGGCCGUAGCAAAAUGGCAGCAGCAACAAACACACCAACGAAAAAAAGGCCACACUGAAUGUGUUGCAGCACAAGUGAACCCCGGAAAAGUUUCCUGAAAUUAGGUUUAUGCCAGGACUGUGUCACAAAUACAUAAACAUGGCCUUAUAUACUGCAUACUACUCAGAAAAACGUCCAUGUUAUUUCUCUAUGUCUUAGUAUUAUUUUUAUCUCAAUUAUAUACUGUAUAUAGGUGUAUUUUUGACCACUGAAAGCUUCUUUUUUUUAAAAUGUUUAUCAACACGUCCUUUGUUAUGUAGAAAGAAAACCCCUCUUGCUCUUCCUCGAUAGCGGUGGCGCUUUACAAAAAACACUGUCAAUGGGAUGGCACUCGUUUUUCAACCUCCGCCCUGAAAAACUGAAACAAAAAAAAAACAGAACAAAUUAAGAAAGGUUGUAAAAUUUUUUUAAAAAAUUUAAAACUAAGCCAUCAAUUAGUAAAAGGGAAUAUUUACACUGACUCAUCCAUUAUACUUCCUGCAAGGAUGACAUCUCCAUUAGCUCUGAAAGAUGUUUUUGUAUUGUGUUUAAAAGAGACUAUGUGUGGACUCAUUUCCACUGCUGUGCCAUGAUGAGAAUCCUGGCUGUUAAACGUUUCAAUGUUCAUUCAAGGGAAGACACAUGGUUUGCACCUGAAGCUCUAAAAGUCCUCCUAUAUAUUUGUUAUCAGAACAGAGCACUGUUUGUUUCUUGCACCACAACCCAGACAUUCGUCUUAUUCUCUGACGUUCUUGAUAACUUUGAUGAAAACGUUCUUAUGACAAAGAGGAAGUUACACAGCCAGAGCUCCAGUGGGUCUGCAGAUACUGUACGUCUUGCAUGAGAUAGUCUGUUUAGGUCUCUUAAACAUUGCAAUGUCUUCAGGUUUGGACCCAUUAUUAAUGUAAAUAUAUUUCAGGUGACCUGAAGCAGAUUUAAUCCAGAUCUUUUCCUGCUGCUUAAUUGGUGGAUGGAAACAGCAUUUUGUUUCCUACAGAGUUCUCUUUUUGUAUUCUUCUGAAUAAGUAUGUUACCUUUGUAUGUUAAUGCCACAGUUUGGAACGAUACAUUAACCAUCCGCAAUGGACCGAUCCUGGGAAUCCACAAUAACACGCACGCACACGCACACAAAUAUUCCUCUUCCACAUUCUCAGCCCCGUUCCACAGCGCUUGCCAGAAACAGAAGCAAACUAGCAAGACUGUCUCUGCAUUAACAUUCGCCAAAUGUUUCUGAAGUCCCUGAUCUGCACUGAACGUGAUUUGCAGCCGAGAUUGAAACUGGACAGGUUCGGAUUCACGACGAAUUACGAUUGGACCAGAGAAGCGAGGUUAAACUAAGCAAUAUUUCGAUUGGGUUUCACAAGUCCAGUGAUCUUUGCUCUGAAGCAUGAGUGUGAUAAUGUGGAGGGGGGUCUAUGAGUGUUAGUGAUAGGCAUGCUCUUACACUUCCAGAUCUGUAGUAAUCUAGCUCAAGAAAGGUUUAGGAUUUCCCUGGUUCCACAGGAAAUGUGAUCCCUGACAGAAACUCAGAGACAGAUCUGAAAGCAAUCCUCAAGAUGUCCUCAAGAAUAAGACUUGCCAAGAACUCAGAGCAGACUGUCAGACUGUCUCUCAGACAGCAAGUGUUUCUGUAACCGAAGGAGGUUUGAUAUUUGUGUUCGCUUGUUGAAGGGGUCAGGCUUGUCCAGUCUGCCCAAGAGCUCUCAAGCCCUAUUACUUUAGGAGCCAGAUCUGCUUGCUUAUACUCAGGUGAGAUGAUUAAACUAUUUAGCCGUGCUGUAAGUUGAAGCACAGAACCAGAUGAGAUGUUGUUGUGUCCAAUGCGUUUCUCUCUUGGUGGGUCAGAAUCAACUUGCUUAUAGCAUGCUAUCCAGCUUGGCAUGUUCCAAAGCCUCUGUUCUACUACUCCUUUGGUUUUAGCAGGCAUGUAUAUUUUGAUGAGCGAUAGUUUUAGCCACUUGUCCUAAGACAGUAUUUAAAUGGCCCAUAUGAGUGAAAUCACUGUUUUGUUUUCUUCUUAUUUAAUUUCCGUCCUCCUCCCCGAGCAGGUUUUCAUGUAGCUCCAACAUCACGUCUUCAUCCAUUCUCAUGUAGCAGAAUUCUGAAAUAAACAUGUGCCAAUCUG
Lepisosteus oculatus (spotted gar) is the source of this 4101-nucleotide messenger RNA. It is a transcript of the gene fli1rs, whose product is annotated as Fli-1 proto-oncogene, ETS transcription factor-related sequence. Gene Ontology annotation, biological process: regulation of transcription by RNA polymerase II; cell differentiation. Gene Ontology annotation, cellular component: nucleus. Gene Ontology annotation, molecular function: DNA-binding transcription factor activity, RNA polymerase II-specific; sequence-specific DNA binding. Lineage: Eukaryota; Metazoa; Chordata; Actinopteri; Semionotiformes; Lepisosteidae. The record is from RefSeq and is a predicted model, not a curated record.